Molecule: messenger RNA, 724 nt
Organism: Haemorhous mexicanus (house finch)
Lineage: Eukaryota; Metazoa; Chordata; Aves; Passeriformes; Fringillidae
Product: CMRF35-like molecule 9
Cellular component (GO): plasma membrane
Molecular function (GO): transmembrane signaling receptor activity
Source: RefSeq, a predicted model, not a curated record
AUGUGGCUCCUGCUGGUGCUGGCCUCGGCACUGCUGCCAGGCUCCGGGGCAGUGACAGGCCCCGGCACCGUGCAGGGAUUCCUGAGGGAAACCCUGCCGGUCACCUGCACGUACCAGCCUGGCCGGGAGACGUUGCCGAAAUUCUGCACCGUGAAAUUGCAGCCCCUGGUGAGGCAGGGCCGGUUCUCCAUCCUGAACAGCUGCGUGCUCCGGGCAUUCCCGGUGACUGGGGAGCGUCUGGCCAAGAAAGAUGCGGGCACGCUCCGCUGUGGGAUUCGAAAGGGAUUUUUCCCCUUACAUGAGAGCGCUGAUGUGGAGGUUAUCAUAACCCCCGGUCGGUCCUUGCACGUUUUCCUCAUAGUAACAGUGACCCCUGCGUUGGGGGCCCGGGACCACACUGCGGGAGGAUGUUUCACCCUGAGCGUGACAGGAAGACGGGGCCCGUCUGACCGCUGCAUCCAUCCUUCUUCCGCAGCUGCAAUCCCGACGCUCUCGCCGGACGCUCCGCAGGGGACCCGCGGCACUUUCCGCUACUUCCCUGUGCUCGCCGGGCUGCAGCUGCUGGCUCUGCUGGCCAUGAGCGCGGCCGUGCUCUGGGUCAGCGUGCGGGGCCGUUAAGCCCCCGCCGGGACUCCAAGGUCCCGCCCGGCGCCGCUCGACCCCCGGACUGGCAGGGGCCGUGGCACCGGGAGCCUGCCGGGCCCUUCCUGCUUCUCCCGCCGGC